CCGGCUCCUCCCCUCGCGGUGUGCGAGGCAGCCUGCCCGCCCGUCUGUGUGUGUGUGCGCCGGGCCGCCGCCGCCGCUGCGCUGCCUCUCCCAGCCGGGCACAGCCGCGCCGCGCUGCUGGCGGCGGCGGCGGAGCUCCGCCACCCCGGGCGGCUCCGCGCGGCCCCGCCGCGGCCGCCGCUGCCCAUGCGGGCCGGGCAGCGAUAGCCGCGCCGGCUCGGCUCGGCUCGGCUCGGCUCUGCGGGGCGGGGGCACCACUUCUCUGAGUCUCCCCACCACAUCGUUAUGGACCUAUUCGACUUUUUCAGGGACUGGGACUUAGAGCAGCAGUGUCACUAUGAGCAAGACCGGAGUGCACUUAAGAGGAAGGAAUGGGAGAGAAGAAACCAGGAGGUCCAGCAAGAUGAAGAUCUCUUUGCUUCAGGUUUUAACCUCUUUGGGGAACCCUACAAGACAAAUAAAGGCGACGCCCUUGCAAACCGUGUCCAGAACACAUUGGGAAAUUAUGAUGAGAUGAAGGAUCUGCUAACCAACCACUCCAACCAGAGCCACCUUGUAGGAAUCCCAAAGAAUUCUGUCCCACAGACACCCAUUGACAAAAAUGAGCAAAACUUUUUCCCGGAGCCGAGGAACAGGAUGAUCCCAUCCCAUCAGAUCAGCGGCAACUCAUCGGCAUCAAUGCCUCCACCUUCCUCACUGUCAUCCAACCCUGCUUUGCUGCACGGCCACCAGAGCAGCAGGAAAUCAAGGACAGACUGGUCACGCAGUGGUCACAACUCCAGUGGGGCCCAGCCAGGCCAGUCCAGUGGUCAGCAGAGCCGGACAAAGCACAGCUCCUCUCAUGAGCAGGCACAGGGCAGGUAUGAAGAUCUCUACACCUGCCAGAGUGAGCAGCACAAAAGUGGGGGAACUGAGGAAGGAAAUGCCAUGGCAACAUCUUCACAUUCCAGGAGGCACGCUCAUGCCAAGUCAGCACCUGGAGAACACUCCUACAAAGAAAACAGCCACUCCAAGUCGCCCACAGAGCCUGAGUUUGUGGGCCAUGGUCCUGGAUCUCCACUUCCUUCCACUUCUUUGUUAACUGCAAACAAUGGUCUCUCCACUCAGAAUUUCCCACCAGGGCUUCACUGUAAAAACAGCAUGGUCCAGCAAAAACCUACAGCUUAUGUCAGGCCCAUGGACGGCCAGGACCAGGUACCCAACGACUCACCUGAGCUGAAACCCCCCAUAGAAAUUGAGAGUGGAUAUGGAAACCAGCCCUUUGGAACGCUGCUGGAGGGAAAAGUGAACACCCCGAGUUCAAAAAACAAAGUACCAAAGCUCAACAUUCCUCCUGUUAGUGAAGUUGCCCUUCCCAAUGACUCCAGCUGUGUGGAAGAAAUACUGCGGGAGAUGACCCAUUCCUGGCCUCCUCCUCUUACUGCUAUUCACACUCCUGGCAAGGCUGAGCAGACCAAGUUUUCUAUCCCAAGCAAGGACUCCCAACAUCUGACCUCAGGAUACAAUGUACAAAAGUGGAGUGAUCCAGCAGGGAAAGUUGCAACUAAGUCAGUGCCACAAAAGUCAAUGCUUGAGGAUGAUCUAAAACUCAGCAGUGAUGAAGAUGACAAUGAACAGGCUGCCGAAAAGACAAAAUUGAGAAACAUUCCUGUAAACAGCCUGCCGGUGCCGGGGGCACACGCCGCUGGCUUGGCCCACUCCAGCGGCGGCUCCGGCAGCUCCAGCGAGUCCGAGAGCAGCUCCGAGUCCGACUCCGACAGCGAGAGCAGCUCCAGCGACAGCGAGUGCAACGAGGAGUCCCGCAGUGCCACGCCGGAGCCCGAACCCCCCUCCACAAACAAAUGGCAGCUGGACAAGUGGCUAAAUAAGGUGAACCCCCACAACAAGACCAUCAUCAACAACCAAAAUGAGCCUCACAGCGAGAGCAGCUCCCAGCCCCAGAGCAACCAGCAGGCUGAAGGGCCAAACAAAGGGAAGCUCAGCAGCAGCCUGCCCCCGACCGAUCCCAAAGAGCGGGCGAUCCUCAGUCCCAUCCGAGAGAAAGCCAAACCACGGGUUGCCCAGAAAACCCCAGAGGCAAAAAGCUCCAAGCAGAAGUCACCAGCUCAUAAUGAGCCAACUUCACAAAGGACUACUGGGAAAAAGCAACCCAAAAAGGUAGAAAGGACUUCCAGUGUAGAAGAGUAUAACUGGCCCAAACCAAAUAAUACCAGCAACACUCCCAAAGAAAAAGACACACAGGAACCCCCCGAGCAGCCAAAGGUUCGAACUAAAGCAGCAGUUGGGAAGACAGCUCCAAGGAAAGAACCACGAACUAGCACAGGUCUCACUUCAGAGAAGAAAAAGUACAGAGGCCCCAGCAAAAUUGUCCCCAAGUCCCGGGAGUUCAUAGAAACGGAUUCAUCUACUUCUGACUCAAACACUGACCAGGAGGAGAGCCUGCAGGCCAAGGUGCUGCCAGCCUGCACGGGCUCUGGCAGUGGGGUCAAAGUGAAGGACUCUGGCAGUAACAUCCUCAGCGUAAGUAGCUUAACCAGCAAUGGCAGCAACACUUCCAUUGACCAGACCAGCAAUGACCUGGAGGAGCAGCUCUUUUCUCCUAUCCCAAUCGUACAAAAUGAACUUCUGUCCCCACUGAGAGAAUAUGAAGAACUCAAAUCUCUGUGGGUGAAAAUAGACCUUAGUUUACUCUCCAGGAUACCUGGACAGGAAACUUUUGAGACCACGUCUGUGAAAAGUGAACCGAGAGAGGCAAAUGUGAAACACAGGCGGCCAUCUCGAGAGUCCCCGACCCCAGCAGCUGAAAAACCCUCCACAAAAUCCAAAAGGAAACACAAGCAGACAGAAAGCCUGGAUACCUUUGUUGAAAGCAAGAAGCAGCGCCUGGAGGAGCCCCCAGCUUCCUGUCUGCUCCCACCUUGUAUCUCUCCAAUACCGAACCACAGAAUAACCAGCACUAAAGAGAGCAGCAGCAGCUCGGUGAAGAAGGUGACCAAGAAAAGAGAAGAGAAGCUGUUCCCUCCUCCCUUGUCCCCUCUCUUGGAUGACCCUGUGCACCGGCGGCACAGCGGUGACAGCAGCUCCUUCGGCCAGGAGCCUGCUGCCACAAACACCUCCCAGCCCAGCAGCUCUUCCUCCUCCGCUUCUAAACACAGAAAGAAUGAAAAUAAAUCCUCCUCUAACCCCAAAGGAAUCUGUGAGGAGGAAUCUCACAGCACUCCCACAGCCAACGCUCUCCUUGACACCAGCCACCUAGAGCCAGAGCUCUGGUCUGCAAUGCCAAUGCUCUCCAACGGGAACGCCGAGCCCAGAAGACCCAAAAUAACAUUUGAUGAUGUGCUUCACAAUGCAGAUUAUUACAUGCAAGAGGCUAAGAAGCUGAAGCAUAAAGCAGAUGCACUGCUGGAGAAGUUCGGGAAAGCAGUGAAUUAUGCUGAUGCUGCCCUCUCCUUCAUCGAGUGCGGGAACGCCAUGGAGCGAGAUCCAUUAGAAGCUAAAUCUCCAUACACCAUGUACUCAGAGACUGUGGAACUCAUCAGGUAUGCAAUGAGACUCAAGAAUUUCACAGGCUCUUCUGCCACAGAAGGGGACAAGAAAUUAGCAGUUUUAUGCUACCGAUGCUUAUCACUUCUCUACUUGAGAAUGUUUAAACUAAAGAAGGACCAUGCUAUGAAGUACUCCAGAUCUCUGAUGGAAUAUUUUAAGGGUUUUACAAGGUGCUACACAGACGUGAAAGGCAGAAUGAGUAAGCAGAACUCUUCAAAAGCCUCACAGGCCCCCUCACCUUGGGGCGGCAAUGGAAAGAGCACAGAAACCCCCUCGCCCAUGUCCCUGAGCCCGUCCCCCGUGGGCUCUGCCGGGAGCGGCACGGGCAGCGCCGGCUCGUCCUCGGCGGGGACCAUCACCAUCCCCCAGCGCAUCCACCACAUGGCAGCCAGCCACGUCAACAUCACCAACAACGUCCUGCGCAGCUACGAGCACUGGGACAUGGCUGACAAGCUGGCCAAGGAGAACAAAGAGUUCUUUGUAGACCUGGACUCAGUGAUGGGACCCUUAACACAACACAGCAGUAUGACCAACCUGGUUCGUUACGUCCGCCAGGGGCUGCACUGGCUCCGCAUCGAGGCUCAUUUGUUGUAGUGACUGCUGCCCUGCUCAUGACAUCCCCAUUCUUCUACCUCUACCAGCGCAGAGACGAUCACUGGUGGAACUCCACUCAUUUUUGGAAGUUUAUUCAUGUAACUUCAUUUUUAUUGCCUUUUUUAAUAUCCUAUCUAUUGGAAGUAGAAGUCACCGUAAAUGAAACUUACGACUCAAGAGCAGUAUGUGUUGUACCAUCUAAUCAUUUUUUGACAAUUUUCUAUGCCUUGUGUCUCCUGGAUCCUGCCAUCCUUAUGUGCUUUAUGGAACGGUACAUUCCCUGCAGUAUUGUUUUAAGUCCAUGCUGCCUUCAAGUGAAAACAAAAACAAAAAAAAAAAGCACUUUGAGAAGAUAUGGAUUCCUGAGAAAUAGUACAAAGCGUCUUAAAUAUUUGAGGGUAUAUAUGAGAAGUCCCUUCUGAAAUAAAUUAGUAGAAGUUAUAGCUAUUCAUUCAAAAUCAUCUUCUGAACCUGAACCAAGCUUUUCGACGCUUAAUUCUGGCAUCAUUACCUGACUCAGUACAUUCCUAAGAUUUCAUACUUCCUAUAGGUUUAAUCUCUAAAAGAGAACGUUGAAUAUCUUACAGGUACAUAAUGUGAGAUCACCAAAGGUGUUAAGAGGUAAAAGGUUGAAGGAAUGCCUCAUUAAAGAAUGAUGACACACUAUGCAAUGAGGUUUUGAUAUUCCAUUCUUCCUGUUUAUUGUUGGCUUAAUAAUUUCAGUAGGCAGCAGAAUUUAUUGCAGUUUUUAGGCAAUUUCAAAAUAUUAGCUUUCUUAGUCUUAUCUACCAUUCCUAUACUAAAUCUGUGAAUUUUCUUUCUGUUUUACUGUUUAGUCUCAAACAAAUACUUAUCCAAGAUUUUUCUUCAUAGAACAAUCUCUCCUUGCAUAGUGACUCACUGAAAGCAGAUUUUAACAGGACUGCUGCACUCUAAGCAUUGAUAUUGUAUGUAGAAGUCCAUUAAUAAGUGUAUGCAGAUUCUUCAUGAACUAUCUAGAAGUUUAACUAACCAGCUACUCUUGAAACAUUAUAAUUCCAUGUGGCAUCAAUUUUUCACCUGUUUUGUUCAUUUCAGAGCGUUAGAAACGAACAGUAUUAUCUUGCUAUCUUGAAAACAAUGUCAAAUUAAAUAAAAUCACCAGAUUUACCCAAAAGCAAUAUAACAUUUGUUUAAUAAUGGCCAUGAAUACUUCAGUCAGAUUACCUUUUUUCCAAGCUCUGCAUCUGUUUACCCAUGCUGUCAUGUUUUGGACCAUUCCUCUAAUGCGUGAAUAAUAAUGAGACAAUUCAGCUAGAAUUUCAAAGCAAUUGUGAAUAAAUUGCACCAUUUCACAUUUGCUCUUUCCUCUUUAUUUUUUUUUCCCUGUUAUAAACUGCACUGCUCUUCUGGUGCCACUGCAAGAAGCGCUGGUGCAUGAAACAAAACAAAAUGAAUUUAUAUCAAUAAUUCACAAGACUUUAAAUGGUCUCAUCUCAUUCUUGAUAUAACGCCUGCAUACCUUACUGAACUGUAAAUUCCAUUUCUAUAAACAGAAAAUGCUCAUAGCAAUGUAAAUAUUAUUCUGUCUCAUCUCACUGAAAUAAUACAAUAUGUGUAUUAAAUGCCAUCCAGAUGUUAGUUAAUUGCAAUUACCUUCUGCUAUAUAAACCUGUGUAUUCUUUAAUCUGGUGAGUUAUUGGAUUCUACUCACUGGGUUGUGACCAGAUAAAUAGGACAAAUUUGCAUUUAAAAGGUUCAGACUGUUAAGGUUUCUAGAGCAGGCCUUGGAUAUUUGCAAUAAGAGCAGUUUAAGGACUCUGCCCAGUGCACAUUUAAGACAAACAUUUCUGUAGCUGUUGCAUAUUAGCUCCCUGCAGCACUACCUUUGCUUACAAAUCAAUCAUUCCUAACUUUUUUUCCACAAGAUUGUAUUGUUAACAUAGCCAACGUGCAUCAUUAGAGAAAUUACCCCGUGUAGGGUUUUCUGCAAAGGACAUUUGCAGAACAUGCACAUCCUGUAUUAUCUGCACAUUCCUGUUCCUGACGUGGCUGAUUCACCCUUAUCAGUUCUCUGAGGGUUUCAGUAACACGGCUGAAACCUGAAUCUGACACAUUGGUCACGCCAACUCUGGCCCCAGCAGCUAAUGAAUAAAACCAUGGCAGUGAGAACUAUUCAGAAAUGUGGAUGAAUGGUGGUGGUCCAGGGAUUUUUAAAGAAAAAGAAAAUGAAACAUUGGAAAUCAUUUUUUUAACAGGUUGAGUGCUUGAGAUGAAGUAAGGUCGGGCUGGUUUUGUCAUAACCCAGAGUUUUCCAUUCUUUUUCCAAGUAACUUUUCUCUCUAAUUAAGUGCAUUGUCAUCACUUGCUCCUUUAAUGUAGAUUGAAAUCCAAGACUUCCAUGCAUUUACAAGGGACAGUGAUGUCCUGAAAGACACUCUUCAGCCACAGGACUCUGAAUUCAGAGUUUGCUGCUCAGUGAUCACCAUGUAUUAUCUUUCCCCUGUUGCUUGUGGUAAACAGGCUCCUAUCUCUAAAUUUACCCCAUGUUCAGAGGCUUUUGCUUAAACAGCUUAAGGAAUUAGCCCUCCUGAUUUUGUAUCCUGUGACUUAGGUUGAAAUGGAUACUGAAUCAAUGGCAUGGUGAUAACAAGUCCAGCAGUCAAGUCUAGGAUCACAAGCCGACUUAUUGUUUAGCAGUCUUGUUUCAAAAGCGGCUUAGAAACAAAUUAAAUAUGGAGAGUAAAUUAUUGUCUUAUCCCUGGGGAUGAUGCUUCUUUUGGGUUAGUUAUUAAGGAUUAUUGCACUUCUACAGGCACUAUAUUCAUCUCAUUUCAAUUGCCAACAUGUCAUCUUCGUGGAAUCAUUUUACCCCUUAAAAUAUUAUUUCCAGCAGAGCUAAUCAAAUGAGAUUGUUUGUUUCAAUCCAUGGGGAAGCAGCAUGUCUGUGCUUGGGCAUUUGCAAUGUCUGCACUUAAAACUGCCUAAUUCAAGCUUUCAAACUCAUGAACCAAGCACCAAAAUUUACAAGAUUGGCUUAAAAUUGUGGUCUGGUUUUGGUUUGCUAUUUUUUUUUUUAAAAUAAACUCUUUGGUUCUUGUACUGCCUUCUGGAUGCUGAGCUUUGGGACUGAUUUCAUGACACAUUUUCAGGCAUUUUACAAGCAUGCCGAGGGCUGGAACUGACACAUUUGUUUUUAAUAGUGAUAAACUGGAACAGUGAUGUAAUCUCUUGACUUUGGUAGCUGGAUUUAAGAAGGACACCAAGCUUAGUAAAACAUUGCCAGAACUGACAAGACUGUCAUUUGUGACCUGAAAAGGUUUGGAGCAAUACCAAGAGCUCAGCAGUGAAGGGAGCAGGCCUGCAAAGGGCUAAAUUCAGGCAUUUGGGGUGCAAGACCCAAGGGCAGCCAAGUCCUAAAUGCUCAAGAGAGGCAUUUUCAUAGCAUUUAACCUCCACUCCAGCAGGCCUUAAAUAUUUGACAGUGUGCAGGCAGAAUUUCCAGCUCCAAGAGCAGUGAACAUCUCCAGCCAUGUGCUGUGUGUUGGGUGCCCUGGAGCAGGGAGCAGAAAAAAGCCUUGUUGUGAUAGUGGCAUGCAUCUUGUAGCUUAAUUUCACUUUUUCUUACAUGUUCUUUGGAUUUUCAGUUAUUUAAAUAUUCUCUCUGUGAAUGGAUCGCCUCAUUUAUAAAUUAUCUCCUCUGAAAGGUAGAGACAGAUCUGUUGGUAGUUAUGUUGGGGAUUUUUAAAAAAUAGGAUUUGUCUUCAGUCCUCCUAAAGAAACAAUAUAAGCCAGUCAAAUCUGGAAUUUAAUUUCCAUGCUUUUUUAAAUUUCACAGAUUUUAUUAUGUUCUUCUAUUAUGAGAGUUUAGACUCACUGAUGUUUUCAGGUACUUUGGAAAAAAACUGUUUCAGUAAGUUUUUAUCAGCAUUUAAUGCUGUCUAAAUCCAAUUAUAAGUUUUGUAAGUGUAAAUUAACAGAUAAAAAUGGGGCUGGUAAGGAUUCUGACUUAAGUAUUAACAUACUUCAUUACUUGGAGUUCAGGAGAAACUCCAGGCAGCAUUGAAACAAGCCCAUGACUGUGAGUGUGUGUACACAUCUGUGUGGGUUUAUGUCUGGAUUUGCAGCAGAAAGUCCCUUCAUUCCUUCCUAGCACAGGAGAAAAGCUGUGGUAGCUGUAAACAGAAAACACUCCUAGCACUGCUGAUGGCAGUGGCAUUAUUCAAGUUUUCCUCUGUAGUUUGUGCACAGUCCUGUUUGCAUUUCCUGCUUCUUGCAGACAGUGGAGAUGUGGCAGAAAGUAGCAACACCUCUGUCAUUUCAGUCCUGUGGUCCUGUGCUCAGUGUAAGAGCUGAAUGUGCUGUGUCAAUGUUUUUCAGGUGAUUUCAUUUGCCAUAGGCCAGUGUCUUGAAGUUUUAAGAAAAACAAAAUAUUUAACAAGUCACCAAAGAAAAUUAGGUUGAAGCAAGUGUAGAAGUGUCCCAGCUGCAGGCAGGCUGCAGAGCAAGGGGUCUUUGCAAAGGGCCUUUCCCUCUCAGCAUCUCCCUGAGACAAAGGGGAUGAAGAUGGGGAACCAAUCCACCGUCCUUAUGACAUCUUCCAGCUUCACUUUACAUGCUACUUUAUAAAUAUAAGACAAUUCUUAAUGUUGGGAGAGCUCAAUUCCUCAGUUUCCAAUAAUCCUCCUGAACUUCCAUGAGCACACCAAUGCAUAAAGCCAUUCUCUGUUGUCUGAUGAGGUAUGUCUGUAUAGGGGCAUAUUUUGGUUAGAUCACUUGAUAUUUAGCCUAAAUGUAUAGGCUAAAAGCUGUUAGGGUCUUCUUCAUUACUGAAACCUCUCUGCCACUGAAUGCAAAACGUUCCUGAUUUAGGGAGCAGUCACCUUCUCCCCAGUGCCCUUUGUCAGACCUGCCUUUCUGAGGGACUUGGUAGCUUUCCUUAAGCCAUUUUGUUUCAGAGAUGUUUUGUCUUCCAAGAUCAGUGAUUCUGAUCAUCCCACACCAGUUUAAACCUCUUGUGGUGGCUGCUGAAGUGAGGACAGGUUGCAUUCAGAUCUUGUGUCCGGCUUGGGGGAGGAUGAUGCUCCACGGAGAGGGAUGAGAGCAAAUUCAGGUGCAGAUGGGUCCCUACAUCAAACUGGUGUCAGAAUCAAACCUGGCCUCAUCAGGAGGCACUGCAGCAGAAAUACUGGGAUGAAAAGCUGUUCCCAGAACCACAGGCUGUGCAGUGACAUGUCAGGCAGCUCCCUGGCACUGUAAUCAUAUUAGGCAAUGGUAAAAACGUCAAGAGUGGUUUAAAGAAAGUGGGGCAAGCUGCUGUGGUCUGACAUUGUGAAUUUGAGUGUGCCUCUUGGGAAAAGAGACUUACUACUGUUGAGGUGUCCUGCAAAAUAAUACCCAUACCAUGGUAUCCUGUGAAAUCAGAAUACAGCACCGCCUCAUCCAGUUCCUCAAUCCACCUCAGAGCGCCACUUCAUGUCACAGAGUGGUAAUCCUUGUCACUACCCUGAAGUCCCCAUCCAGUUAAACCAGAAUUUUUACUUUAUUUUUACAUCAGAAGCAAGGACCAAGCCCCAAGGCCCAGUGGCUACUUUAGGCAGCAUUGUGUGACCUGGUGUUGCCUCCCACAGGGUGUGGAGCUCCUCAGCCUGCCCUGGGUGUUGGAGCACUGCAGGUGCAUGGUGUGAACCCCACACAGCCCUGCCUGCUGUGAGCUGUGCCCAGGAGAGACCCCAGCCCCAGGUCUGGGUGAGCAGAGCUGUGGCUCCUCACUGCUCUCAGCUCCUGCUCCUCUGCAGCUGCAGCUGGGCUGGGAUUUGAGCCCUCACUUGUACUUGCACUGUGUCUGGAAAUGCCACUCAGGCUGCCAGUUCAGCACAGAAUUCAGCCAAUACCCACUGUGCACAGAAUUGGAAUUGAAAUCGUGGUGCCCACAGAACCUCUUGGCUUACAGGAGUCAAAGUCCCACUGAUGCCAGCCUAAAAAACUGAGUGGACAAUGCAGCUGUUUGAGACUUGAUUUCUUCUUUAAUUUAACUGAGUUAUUCUAUCUGCAAGUUCCAUAAGCUCUUUGUGCUAGAUACGCUUACUCACAGCUGUGUAAUUUACACCCUCUUGUAAUAUCAUUGAAAGACCCUUCAAGUAUAGGUAGCCCUAAUUUUUACUCAGUUAUUUUCUUCUCAGAAAUCAAAGGUCAGAUUCUGCGGUGAAUUUAAUCGUUGUGUUGAACAACAGCAAUGACAAUGGACCAAAAUUUGAGCUAAGCAAAUGUAAAGUAACUUGGCUUAACUGGUGGAAUUCAUGGCACCAAAUUCUGCUGCCUUGGGGCAUUAGUGCAAAUUUUACAGAGCUUGCUGAGGGCUGUUUGUCAAAGGAGAAGCUGAAUGACAGAACUGGCAUAGCCUUACUGGAGUUAUGUGUAUUAGGCAACACCUUAAGUUGCAUUAAUUCAAUUAAUUGAAUGGAAUUCCAUCCAUUUUUGUUCUGGCUGGGCACUCCUCUCCCUGAAAGCAGUUCAAGGUCUCUGGACUAGAGCUGAAUAACUGCAAGCAGGUUUGCUCCUCGACCAGACCCUGUGUUGACUCAGCCCUUGCUCAGGGAAACCACCCCUGACUUCAGUGACAAGUGACAACAUUCUGGACAUGGAGAAGCUCUGAUCCACUGGCAGGAGACAUUUACCCUUGAAUUUAUGAAAGAACUGAAUAGUGGAUAGCAACACAAAUGUUUUAUUUAUGAUAGAGGUAGAGUACAGGUUCCUCAGCUGGUGUAAACUGGUGUAGGAGUACUGAUUUCAGUGGAGUUAAUCCAAUAUGCACACACCAAGGAGCAAACCCUCUAACCCCAGACUAAUUUUUGCCAGUGUAUCUCUAUGCAGAUAAACUCCCAAAGCUUUUAUCAUCACGCUUUUUUACUGAUCAUGCCAUUGAAAUGAUUAAUGUACCAUAAUCCUUGCCUGUGAGGAAAUAUUGUACUUUGCAAAGCUAUGCAGUGCACAGCACAUCAUAAAAUGGCUUUAGACCACACAGUCUGCAGACACAUUAUCAGAAACGAGAUGAACAGAGCAACUUUUGAUCUGAUGGUGAUUACACCUCACUCUGCACUUCCACAGCUGAGUUUUUCCUGCACACUGAGUGAUGGCUGCAUGUUUCUGAUGACUGUGGGCCAAAGCUUCAGCUGGAUGUGCCUCUAAGUAGCUCUGUGGAUGUCAGUGCUGAUUUACACCAGCUGAAAAACCAGUCCUCUCCCUUUUCAUCCUGUGCUGCAUGUCCCAGCUAAUGCAGCUUUAGAAAUGCACACUGAGGCUGAGGGUAUAUUGAACUAUUCUGAUUCAGCACCAGAUAAUCCCUGCUAAAAAAAAAUUGGACAGCAAUUUCUGCCUGCCACCUAGGCCUGCAUGUGUUUUGGUUUUAACUAAAGGCAUGUUGCAAUUUCAUUACCUCCCAGCUUAAAUAUUUACUGGCAUCAGCAUUAGCUUGCAUAGAAAAAUGGCAAAUAAAUUCAAACAUGUCAUAAAUGCUCUCAGUCCAGAGAUGGAAUCUGUUCCUUUCUUUCAAAGACAUUGCAGCAGGCUAAAGUGGUUUUUCUAAGGCAGAUGGGUUCUGUACCUUUAGAAGUCGUGGCAAAUAUUUACCUAGGCCCAAUUCUGUUCUUCCCCUGAGCAUCCUGGUCAGCAGGUUGCUCCACUGAAGUCCCCAGGAGUAGCUGUGAAUUGGUGCUCAGCACACAGAUUGCAGUAGCAGGCACUGACUGUGUUAGGUUGCUGCAAUCAGGGGUUUAAUUUUAGCCAUAUGUAUCAUUUGAGGACACUUAAAAAUUAUGUACGUUUCAUCCAAGCUGACAGUCCUUGUAUUUCCAUAAAAUAUUGUGUAAUUUAUUCCUGUCUGUAUUUUUGACAUCUCUGGAUUGCAUAUCUUCUACUGAAUCUUAAAUGCUGGUUUUUUAACCCACAUUCAAAAGGUCUAGGACAUACCAUCACAGAAUAUGAGAACAAAUCAAAAAUCUGGUGAUGUUUUGCUUUGGUUUUGAGCUCUCCUUUGGUUUGUGUUUUGGCUUGGCUGUGGUACUCCCAGAAUUUUUGGAAUGGGUCAACUCAAUUCAAGUUUCUUCCUGUCUUUUGGGGAAAAAAAAAAAAGCAAAAUACAACUAAGGUUCAGGAAAAGCAAUCCUGGCAAACCUGGUGGGUGUUUGCUCUUCCUAGCUGUCCUGAUUUUUUAACCCUGCCAUGUUGGGAGUAGUCUAGUCUGUGGGUUCUGUCGCCCACCAUUUCUGGCUGUUGUGGCAAAUACUAUUAUUUUUUUUCUUUUUUUUUUCUUUUGUGUGUGUGUGUGUGUGCGUGCGCAUGUAUAAUUAACCAAAAUAUCAGGAAAAUUUAUAUAUGCUUUCUGCUGGUUCCUGGAAAUACAGCAACAUUAUGACCUUAUGGUCUUCCAGCAAAAGUCAGAUUUAAUUUCUGCAUUGCAGUGCAACUUAAUUAGCUAUUGGAAUUAGAUUAUGGUUUACUAAAUGGCCUUUUACCUUAUGUUCUUAUGUUCUUACUUUUUAUUUACUAUUGAAGUAGCAUCUUUUUUUUGUCAUGUGUGCAAGUAUCAUAUCAAUAAUCAUUGCAAUUCCACAAGGUGUCUUUGUUCUGAACAAGCAUGUUAUUCUUGUAAAGUUUUAAGUAUAAGUUAAGAUGUUUUGUACAGACCAAGGUAACUGUUAAAAUGUCAAGCAAUUACUGAAAUGUUGUAUAGUUAUAAAAGUUUGAUUUCUUUUGCUUUAUAUGUAUAAAAUUGUAUCUUGCCUGUUUUGCUUUGUAUUUCCAACGUGUUGCACAAUUAUGCAUUUUGUUUACAUUUGUUCCUUCUUCAGAAAAAAAAAAAAAGAAAUAACAGUAAUACUUUAUGUACAAACAUUUUAAAUGUACUUUUGUUGUUUUUAAACACAAUGUCUCUGUAUAAAUAAUAUUGGUUGAACUGGUACAUUCGUGUCUCUCAUAGAGGGAUUAAUUAUACUGCCAGUGCAUUGAAUUAUUUAAAAAAAAAAGUAAAAUAAAAUUUUUAUGAAAAUGUAA
This is a messenger RNA of Prinia subflava (tawny-flanked prinia), 13170 nucleotides long. RefSeq names its product ALF transcription elongation factor 2 (gene AFF2). Gene Ontology annotation, cellular component: nucleus; nuclear speck. Gene Ontology annotation, biological process: regulation of RNA splicing. The record is from RefSeq and is a predicted model, not a curated record. Gene Ontology annotation, molecular function: G-quadruplex RNA binding. Bases 286 to 4140 code for a protein of 1284 amino acids. The transcript is spliced from 22 exons. NCBI's taxonomy places the organism in Eukaryota, Metazoa, Chordata, Aves, Passeriformes, Cisticolidae.